Molecule: messenger RNA, 2108 nt
Organism: Aspergillus heteromorphus CBS 117.55
Lineage: Eukaryota; Fungi; Ascomycota; Eurotiomycetes; Eurotiales; Aspergillaceae
Exons: 1
Coding region: 74-2020 (648 amino acids)
Source: RefSeq, a predicted model, not a curated record
CUACCACCACUGCAACUCCUCCUAUGGCUCACCGCGACCUUCCACACGAGAUUGACUACGAUUCCGAGUUGCGAUGAACCGAGGGGAGAAGCCGGGUACCGCCGCCAAUACCAGCCACGCACAGCAAUUCCAACCCCCAGACAAGCCUCUCAGGAUCCGUCCGGCGCCGGUAUCUCACGCGUCCAGGGGGCCGUCGGCCUUGACGACUAGAACCGAAACCCCAGCGUCUUCCGCAUCGACGUCGAGGUCCUGGAAGAGAAACUCGUUCCCCGCCGGCCGGCGCGAUCAGACAACUCUGACGCAGAUUGAUUUCGUCACGCCGAUCUCCCAGGAUACUGGGUCGAAUGACGAUGACCUCGACUAUAUCGACGAGCGAUCUCGCAGUCGUCGGCGGAAUCCGCGCGACGUGAUUGAGAUUGACGAUGAUUCUGGCAAUGAUGCUGAGCAACAGCCCCCGUCGCGUCGGCAGCCGAAUCGGACCCGCGGGGUCAGGUUCGAGCAAGGCGCAAAGGACGACACACCCAGGCAGAAACGGAAGAGCUCACCGAGUGGAGGCGUGAUAAAACAGAGACGCAGGAAAAGCGGCGAAGGCAGCAAAAGCGCUAAAAAGGACAAAGACAGGGCGAAGGGGAAUAAGACCCUGACGCAGAUGGACUAUGUGCGGCGCUACCUGAAGAUCGAACCGGACGAGGAUGUGAAACUGGAGUACACAUACAUCACCCCGAAAAAGAGCGAUGAGCGUAAUCUCCAGCGAACAUAUACCCGGGACACGGAGGGUACGCCGUCACACCAGCACCAUGGCGAGCAAUCUUCGAGCGAGCGUAAGAGGAAGCUAAAUGGUGACGCAAAGCCAACAGAAGGUCGAGGAGAAAUGUCCGCAGGUCCGGUUACCCCGCGAAAACAAAUCAAACAUGAGAUACCUUCGUCACAGUCUCCAGAAAGCCCCGGGAUCGCGAUCAUCACGUCGUCACAGUUUCGUGGCGCUACUCGUUCUCCACAGAAGCUUGCGUCUGCAAGCACGGCUCGCAUCAAGGAAGAAUCGACUCGACUUUAUAACAUCAAAGAAGAAGCAUUCCAGGAUUCGGAACCGAUGUUGUUAUUCCCCGACGAGAUACCGUCACCUUCCAUUGUGCCGAAUUCCCCGCCAUCCCGUCAACAUACCAUAACCGACGAAGCAUCCAUCGAUGCCUUAGUCGGGCCAGCGAGGCCCCAAAACAUACCAGCCCCUGAAAACAACCUGGAGACCCCAGACGAUAGAGAAGCGCCUCUGAACACACAGCGAACGGUGGUAUACGAGACCGAUGCCGAAACAGACUCUGGUGACGACGAGGAGCUACCGGAUGCUCCUGGCUCUCCUCGAAACCCAAAAACCCUCGAUCAUAUUCCUAGAAUGGCCGAUGAUCUUGAAACGGAAUCUCCGAAUGGUGAAUCGGAAGACCAAGAUCUCCCACCCAUAAACCCAUCCGGGCUGGAUGUUGAAACCGAACCGCCUUCGGAAAUCAACCCAACCUCGGAAGCAUCUAUAUACUAUCAGAGACUACAGCCAGCGACGCAGUUCCCUCUUGGGUCAAUCCCCACUUUAAAUACCCAGAAAAUGGCCGAACUCUUCCCGGAAGACUCGAAUGACCAACAGAACCUCAGGACGAUGUCUCCGCUGCCUUCAUCUCCCCAAACGCAAAGCCGUGCGAUGCAUAAGCCCGACUGGCCGGUCAUAAGACAGACUCAAAUACCAGAUCCGGAUAGGAUUCAGACCGAAAUCGUCCCCGAGUCUUCACCUAUCGCACGCCAUGGAAAUGGCGCAGAAACCCAGGACUCGGUACCUCGAGAAUUCGUACAGGUUGAGUCCUCGCAGGCAGUAGACCGACUCGCGAAACACAACAGGGAGGAGGAUUCGGGCCCCCGGGGGAUCUUCUCGCGCAGUCAAAUCCUAACCUCGAGUGUUAUGGAGAGUAUCCCUCUCCCGGCAUUUCUGAUGGACAGCCAGGAUAGCGUUGGAGAACCCUAUAGCCAACCAGAGUAACCAGAGUCGUAGGGGCUGCUUAAUUAUAGAUACCAUACAUGGCGAUAAUCAUGACAUUAACGAGCGACGGCAAUCAACAAUUCAACAA